Messenger RNA from Rhineura floridana, 1694 nucleotides. RefSeq names its product voltage-dependent T-type calcium channel subunit alpha-1H-like. The record is from RefSeq and is a predicted model, not a curated record. NCBI's taxonomy places the organism in Eukaryota, Metazoa, Chordata, Lepidosauria, Squamata, Rhineuridae. The transcript is spliced from 3 exons. Bases 1120 to 1569 code for a protein of 149 amino acids.
CAGCUGAACUUCUGAACCGCUUGCAGAGUGACCUUCACCGCGCAAGCACCUUGGGCAGCGCCAGUUGCGAGAGAGAACAAAGGGGAGGAAAGAGAACAAGAGAUUGAGGGUGGCGGUGUAUUAAGCAGCACUUUGAGGCAGGAGGGAAAAGUGCAACCCCACCCUCUUUUAAGCACGCACCCCCCCUUACACACACGCCAUCUCCUUUAUGAUACGCACGCAGGUUGACACACACUGCCUCUCCAAAACCGCGAAGCGAGAGGAGCCGGUGUGCCCUGGAGACCGGCCACGUCUUGACUCUUCUGGGCCGUGCGCCCGGGGUACUUUUACGCAUGGCGCUCUCUCCAAAGCGCACGGUCACCUCCGGCUGGCCAUCCCGCCGCUGCUUGGCUGGGUGGGAUCCUUUCCUUUUCUCUCGGUUCGCUCUCUCGUGGCUGGGCUUCCAGCCGCUCUCCAUGCUCCCCACCCCCUUUCUCGCUUUCUCUCCACCCCCUUUCCCUCUUCCCUCCCCUUGGUGAAGUCUGAAGUUUCCCGUGUGCGCAAAGGCGAAGCGCUCCCCGGCUCCGUGCGGUUCCUUUUUCUCUCGCUCGCUCAGAUAUACAUCACUAGUCUUUCUUUAUUCUCUUCUGUCUCUUUUGCUAACCCCCCCCCGCACCUUCUGCAAAGGAUUUGGUGGAACUGGCUGUGUCCCCCACCCUCUCCCCUCCCGACUCCUGGUGCAAAGAGGACAGAAGCCAAUUUGGAAGAAGAGCCGCUUGCUCUCGUUCUCCAUCCUUCCUGGGGGAACCACAGGAGGAGGAGUGGGGGGGCGAAAAAGCUGUUUGAGGGGGGGAGAGAGAGCUCGGGCAUGCUUCGGGCACCGAGGAUGCCUGGCUUCGUCGCCUGACCCCGUCUCAGGACACUCCCCCCUCUUCCUCCGGAGCUACUCGUGGGAUUGACAUAGCUGGAGACCUCCUAUCCCCAGGAGAGGAGGUGGGGGAGAGGGGGGAAAAAUCCCUGCUGCUCUCCGCUUGGAUUCCUUGGAAGUAGAUUUUGCUGCCUGGUCGCAUGUGAACGGCAAGAGACGGCUAUGCAUGUGGGAAGACAGAGGUCCGUGAAACUAAGGUGCCGGCUGCUAUCAUGACUGAUGGCGAGAGAAGAGAACCCUUCCAGCCGCUGACGAGCGACGAGGUGCAGGUACCUAUAGCCUCCGGCACAGCCACCAGCCAGGGGCCCCAGCCUGGGGAGGAAAAAGACGAGGAUGCACUCAGCGCUUGUAAAUCCAUCCAGGACAGUCUGGCCUCAGCAGGAUCAUCCACCCGGGAUCCAGCCCACGAGGGGGAGAACCAGGUCCCUUACCCUGCACUGGCCUCCACCGUCUUCUUCUGCCUCCACCAGACGACCCGCCCGCGCAGCUGGUGUCUCAAACUGUUCCAUCAAAUCAUUCCAGUCCAGAAAUUCCAUCGAAGCAUUGAUAACUUUAUCUCUGAUAUCUUCAUCAAUUUCUCCAGGGACAACGCCGAAUUCCAAACAGUAAUCUUUAUCUCCAGGAUCCACAAACUCCAAAUAUUUUUCCAGUUCCACACUUGAUAUAUCUGUUCCAAUCUCCAGGACUUGCAUCCCCCCUUUAAUUUUUGCCAUAAAGUCCAAAUCUUUUUCCAAUUCCACAUUUGAUAUAUCUGAUCCAAUCUCCAGAAUUUGCUCCUUCCCUUUAA